Dentiscutata heterogama is the source of this 519-nucleotide messenger RNA. The record is from the annotation of a GenBank genome assembly. NCBI's taxonomy places the organism in Eukaryota, Fungi, Glomeromycota, Glomeromycetes, Diversisporales, Gigasporaceae.
AUGAACUUAAAUUCGAUUCUUGAAUCAAUAAAUUCUGUUGAAAAAGAUGAUGAAGAUAAAUUUUAUGAAAAUUUAUAUGAGAUACUUGGUUGCACAUCAUCUUGUACUACAGAACAAAUUUCUACUGAAUAUAAAAAACGUGCAUUAAAUUGUCAUCCUGACAAAGUUAAAGACAAAGUUGAAAAGGCCAAAAAAGAAUUUUAUCAAUUAUCAACAGCUUAUAAUAUCCUAGCUGACGAAACCGAACGUUCCCAAUAUGACAAGUGGCGUACAGGAUCAAUUAAGAUUCCUUAUAAGAUGUGGAAAGAAAUGGUUAUGAAAAAAGGUCAUACUGUUCAUUGGACUUCACCGCCAAAACAACCACUUAAAAUAACUGACUCUUUAGAUACAUCUAGCGCUAGUCAAACUUAUAAUAAUGACAAUACACGUGUUGAAUAUAAUGCCCAUUCCUAUUCUAAAUUUAGAAGAAAACAUCGUCAAGAUGAUUUAUAUGAAAAAUUUAGAAAUUACGAAAUAUGA